Molecule: messenger RNA, 662 nt
Organism: Amyelois transitella
Lineage: Eukaryota; Metazoa; Arthropoda; Insecta; Lepidoptera; Pyralidae
Exons: 2
Coding region: 46-651 (201 amino acids)
Source: RefSeq, a predicted model, not a curated record
UUUUUUUAAAAUUUAUUUUAAAGAUUGCUAAUCGUAUAAUAAAUUAUGGCUAAGACAAUUUUUAUUUUCGCAGCUGUACUCGUUCAGGUGGUAAAAUCCCAACAUCUUAUAACGCCUAUCAACUAUCCUCCAAUUAUAAACGAACUUCUCGACAAAUGCAACCAACCCAUCCCAUCACUAUCGCCGGCGGAAAGCGACAUAUUAUGCAAAAACUUCGCGUCAUCCAUUCAAAACGUCAUAUUAGAAAAAUUCGCCCAGAACUGCUUACGGAGACCUGUUUUUGGCCAAAUUGCUGGUCCAUUGAUAAACGAAGUAUCCACUAAUUUAUGCAAAUGUCCAGCGUGUUCAGCUGUUAACAUAACGCCCAACAGCUACUCGAAAACGUUUAUCAGUCCAGCAGCCGUUUCUAAUAUUAUAAAUAACGCGAACGGUUACGUUAAUAACGCGGUGAACAAUUGCGUUAAUAACGUGCCGUUUAAUAGCGUUUUUAUACCGAAUAAUGUUAUGAAUAGCGUACCCGUUAAUAACGCGAAUAGCAUUAUUUUACCGAAUAACGUUGUAAGACCGGUCAGUAAUGUGCAAAUAACAGAUUUGUUGAGUAUUUUGAGAGGUUUAAACGAAUGCAGCUGUAGAGGACAGGGUGUUGUUUAACGUUAUUUUAA